Molecule: messenger RNA, 1982 nt
Organism: Scophthalmus maximus (turbot)
Lineage: Eukaryota; Metazoa; Chordata; Actinopteri; Pleuronectiformes; Scophthalmidae
Gene: c5ar1
Product: complement C5a receptor 1
Exons: 2
Coding region: 157-1194 (345 amino acids)
Biological process (GO): inflammatory response; complement receptor mediated signaling pathway; chemotaxis
Cellular component (GO): plasma membrane
Molecular function (GO): complement receptor activity; G protein-coupled receptor activity
Source: RefSeq, a predicted model, not a curated record
CUCAUAACUGCAGAUGAAUGUUGUAAGCAGGUUGUAGGCGUGUGCGUCCGGGACGGGCGAAGUAUAAAAACUCACCGAAAAGCAGAAGUGCUCCAUAACUUCCAGCGAGCGGUGAGGACACAACGUUGACCGGCCACUGAGCCUCUGGAACCAGCCAUGGAUUAUGAGGACUAUGAAUUUAACUUCACCAUUGACAGUAAUUACACACUGCCAGUGAUCCCUGACUUCCAGGUCCCUGCGAUUCAGCCCAUCCAGAUAGCGGCCCUGGUCUUCUACGGCCUCGUGGUGCUGCUGGGCGUCCCCGGCAACGCCGUGGUGGUGUGGGUGACCGGCUUCUGCAUGCCCCGCUCCGUCACGUCCCUCUGGUUCCUGAACCUGGCGCUGGCCGACCUCCUGUGCUGCCUCUCCCUGCCGCUGCUCAUGGUCCCGUUGGCCCACGACGACCACUGGCACUUUGGCCCGCUGGCCUGCACGCUGGUCAAGGGCUCGUUUCACCUGGUGAUGUACUGCAGCGUCCUGCAGCUGGUGUUGAUCAGCGUGGACCGCUGGCUGAUGGUCAGCAGACCCGUCUGGUGCCAGAACAACCGACGGCCCAGGCAGGCCGCCUUGGUCUGCGUGGCCGUCUGGCUGUUGGCCCUGGUGGGCAGCGUGCCCCAGUUUGUCUACACCGAGGAGAUCGAAGCAGGCGAGGACAAGCGGGAGUGUCAGACGAGGAACACUGUGCUCAGUGCCUGGCUGAUCACCUCCCUCCGGUUCGUCGUGGGAUUCUUCCUCCCUUUCCUGGUGAUUGUGAUCUGUCACUGGGUGGUGUACAAGAGGGCGCACGGCGGACUGUCGCGAGGUCGGACCCGGUCCAAGCGAACGCUGAGGAUCAUCGUCGCCGUGGUGCUGAGCUUCUUCCUGUGCUGGCUCCCUCUGCACGUCUUGGACUUCCUGAAUUUGGUCACACCCCGGAAUUCCGUGCACAGCCCCCAGAUUUACCUGGCACAAGUUCUGGCCCUGUGCCUGGCGUAUUUCAACAGCUGCCUGAACCCGAUACUGUACGUGUGUCUGGGCCGAAGCUUCAAAGACAGCAUGAACCGCUCGCUGCGCCACAUGCUCCACUUCAUCAGCGAGGAGCCGAACACCAGGGUCAGCAUCGCCUGCACGGACACCAAGAGCUCGAGCAGCGGAAAGGAAGUGGCGAAAGUCUGAGGUUGGGGACUCUCAGCAGGGGGAAACUAUUCAACUCAUCGUCUCAAGAUGGAAGAAGAACGGACAGAAAGGAGGAGAGUUGAAUUAACUUGAAACGAACGAAACUUGUACAUUUACAAUUGGAUCGUUUGGUUUCACAAGAUUCCUGUAAACUGGUCAAAUAAAGUUUUGACUCGUGACAGUGUGAACACAAAAACAGGGCUUUUACUUAUGUGACACAAAUCAGGAAGCGUUGGUCAAUGUGUCUCCACACCUCUGUGUUUUUGCGACAAAAAUAUGAGCUCAGGCCCGAUCGCUGCUGUUUGUGAAAUGCAAUUUGCGUGUUUCCAGGCAUUAGUCACUGGAAGGGAAAGAAGGGAAUUUACCACAUACGCUGAAAAAAAGAACAUUUACUUCCAAACAUAAAAAAAGAUCUUCGCAUACAUUAAUUAAGUUUGUCCAACUUAAAGUUAACAAGUUAAGAGAGUUGAUAACUUUACGUUGGACAAACUUAAUUUGUGUGCUUUUUUUUAGGUUGUAAGCAAUUUUCUUUUUCAUUUAACAAUGACUUCAGCGAGCAGUUCAUUCGUGUACCACGAGAGGGCGCCACACUCCUCUCUUAAAGGUCCAUUGUUUUACUGUGUUGGAUGAUAGAAGGGAUUUAACAGGUAAUAUGAUACAAAUAUAUAUAUUUUUUACAACAGGCCGGCUGCAAUUUAUGUUUGUUUAUGAUCUUUCAGAGUGGAUAUCAUUGUACCAGCAUGAAAAAAAUAAAGAAUAAGAACAAACAAAUGGGUUACUGUACCAAA